Molecule: messenger RNA, 2247 nt
Organism: Triticum turgidum subsp. durum (durum wheat)
Lineage: Eukaryota; Viridiplantae; Streptophyta; Magnoliopsida; Poales; Poaceae
Source: the annotation of a GenBank genome assembly
AUGAAGCAUCUCCAUCCUGUAGGCCUGCUGCUCUCUUGCUCCUGUCUCCUACUAUGUGCAGUCGCGCUAGUGAGAGUGGACACCCGGCGUGAAGCUGAAGCACUUGUGAGGUGGAAGGCUAGCUUGGCCGGUGCCGAUGAGUCCCUUGGGCCAUGGUCGUUGGCCAACUCCACCAGCCUUUGCAGCUGGACGCACAUCACUUGCGACUCGGCCCGGCACAUCAUAGGGCUCAACCUUAUCCAAACAAACCUGAGUGGCACACUUGAUGAGUUGGACUUCUCUGCCUUUCCCCACUUGAGGAGACUCAUCCUGAUCCAGAAUGGUCUAAUCGGUACAAUUCCAGCAGGGAUUGGCAACCUGACAAGCUUGGUCACCCUGAGGAUCAUGCGGAACCCAUACUUAAGGGGGGGCAUUCCACGCAGCAUUGGACAGCUGAAACAACUUGUUGAUCUGCAACUGGAAGCUUUGGGGCUCGAUGGCACACUACCUGAAGAGAUUGGUAACUUGACAAGCUUGAUAGUGCUCGAUAUCAAUUUGGUUAAUUUGGCAGGAUCGAUCCCACCAACAAUUGGGAUGCUCAUGCAGCUCGGCCAGUUGAGCCUGGUAGGCAAUAAUUUGACAGGGAGCAUUCCAAUGGAGAUAGGAAACAUGACAGGACUGCAGACCAUAGACCUUCAUGAGAACUAUUUGGGAGGGCAGCUGCCAGGUACCAUCUCUCAUCUGAUCAAACUUGAGAUUUUGGAUCUGUCAGAAAAUCAGCUGGUCGGUCGCUUCCCCGAGCUUGGGAAUAGCAGCAUCAUGUAUUCGGUCAAAAUAGCAAAUAACAACUUCUCCGGGCAGUUCCCAUCAUCCAUUUGCGUAGGAGGAGCGCUGAUUCUGGUCAGUGCUGGAUACAAUGGGUUUACGGGUAUUCACCGUCGGAUAUUUCAAAACUGCACAACCCUUGAACAGGUUGACUUCACGGCAAACAACAUUGUUGCAGAGCUAAGUGACUGUUUUAGUGAGCAUCCAGGACAGCUUAGCACCAUGGCUUUCAGUCAAAACCAGCUGCAUGGCACACUUCUGAAGGAUCGGGGUGAGGAUUUCCUUUGUAACCAUACUAAUUUAGGCUUCCUAGACCUAUCAGAUAAUGCCUUAAAUGGACGUCUUUCCAAGUGUUUUUGGGAGUUGCAAUAUUUGCAAUUCCUGGACCUGUCCAGCAACUCUUUCAGUGGUGUGGUUCCAUUCUCGAGGACAUGUCAAGAUCAACUUAAAUAUCUACUCCUAGCCAAUAACAAUUUUACAGGAUCUUUUCCUCUAGGUCUUAAGAAAUGCAAAAACCUUACUACUCUAGAUCUUGGAGGCAAUAAUUUUUCUGGCACAAUACCUUCUUGGGUAAGCAUGAGUUUGCCUGAACUCAACUUUCUUAGACUGUCAUCAAACAUGUUUGACGGCAUCAUACCCCAUGAGAUCUUACAAUUUCGCCGACUCCAUGUAUUGGACUUGUCCAAAAACAAGUUCACCGGACCUGUUCCUGAUGAUUUUAGGAAUUUUACUGGCAUGGCAGAAGAACAGAAAAACUUGGACUCCAUGUGCCCUGACCGCAAUAUUUAUGAAGUGCAGAUUCAAAUAGUUUGGAAAAAUGUUGAUCAUGUUUACCAUCUAAUGAUAGCAGCCAUGGUGGGUAUCGACUUAUCUGGUAACUCUCUUUCACAAGAGAUCCCUGAUGGGCUCACCACUCUUCUUGGACUCAGGUACUUGAACUUAUCAGGAAAUCAUCUAUCAGGUCAUAUUCCCGAAGACAUUGGCAAUCUGGUACUGCUGGAAUCCUUGGACCUUUCUCGGAACCAACUUUGGGGGGAAAUUCCUCCAAGCUUUGCAGAUUUGAAGAGCAUAAGCACUCUGAAUCUCUCAGGCAACGGGUUAUCAGGGAGUAUACCUACUAGCAAUCAGCUGCGGACACUCGUAGAUCCGUCGAUAUACAGCAAUAAUCCUGGAUUAUGCGGGGCUCCGUUGGAAGACUGCAUUAACUCCUCGACACCGACGCAAACUGAAACAAGCCUGGAUGAAGAUAGAGAGGCAGUGUGGUUGUAUUGCUUCCUGGCUGCUGGGUUCAUCUUCGGCUUCUGGCUGUACUGGGGCAUCUUCUUGUUUCGCAGCGAAACCUGGAGGUGUGCAUUCUACCAGUCUAUGGACAACAUGCAAGCCAAGGUGACGAAGAAAGUAUACAGCUGCAUCUCCCGCUUCUGGGCCGGCGGCUCUGAAUGA